Tupaia belangeri chinensis (Chinese tree shrew) is the source of this 2503-nucleotide messenger RNA. It is a transcript of the gene KLHL13, whose product is annotated as kelch like family member 13. Bases 319 to 2268 code for a protein of 649 amino acids. The transcript is spliced from 7 exons. Gene Ontology annotation, cellular component: Cul3-RING ubiquitin ligase complex. NCBI's taxonomy places the organism in Eukaryota, Metazoa, Chordata, Mammalia, Scandentia, Tupaiidae. Gene Ontology annotation, biological process: protein ubiquitination; regulation of cytokinesis. The record is from RefSeq and is a predicted model, not a curated record. Gene Ontology annotation, molecular function: ubiquitin-protein transferase activity; cullin family protein binding.
CAGAAGACAGAGUGAUAUUCGUGUUACCACAGCAUGUUGUAAAUGUAUGAGAUUUUGCUCAUCCCGGCUUGGAAAUAAGAAUAGGGAAAGGAGAGCAACUUGAAUCAGAAGCUACUAGAAGAACAUGCAGAGUUCUGCAGCAGUUUAUAUUUGUUCUUAAAUUUUGCCUUCUUCUUACUGGAAAACAGAGGGACUGGCAUUUUUUUAAACGGGCUUUUCCCAUAAUGGCAUUCUUGUAUUGUGUGGCCAGAGCUCGCACAGGAGGAAAGCAGGCUGCCGAAUUUAGUCACUGAUCUCUAUUAGCUGUGGCCUAAGGCUAUGCUGAGGUUUAUAUCCCAUUUGUAUUGUUGCAGCUCAAAAGAAGAAUGUUCAGAGGAUGACAAGUGUAUUCUGAGUAGAUCACUUGUGGAAGAGGAAGACCAGCACAUGAAAUUGUCCCUUGGAAGCAGUGAAAUGGGCCUCUCAUCCCAUUUGCAGUCUUCCAAGGCAGGAACCACACGCAUUUUUACCAGCAAUACCCACAGUUCUGUGGUGUUACAGGGCUUUGACCAGCUUCGACUUGAAGGAUUGCUUUGUGAUGUGACCCUGAUGCCAGGUGACACAGAUGAUGCCUUUCCUGUGCAUAGAGUCAUGAUGGCAUCUGCUAGCGAUUACUUCAAGGCUAUGUUCACAGGUGGAAUGAAAGAACAAGAUUUAAUGUGCAUUAAGCUUCAUGGCGUGAGCAAAGUCGGUCUAAGAAAAAUUAUUGAUUUCAUUUACACGGCAAAGCUUUCUCUUAAUAUGGACAACCUUCAAGACACUCUGGAAGCUGCCAGCUUUCUACAGAUUCUGCCGGUUUUGGACUUUUGUAAAGUAUUUCUCAUAUCUGGGGUCACUUUAGACAAUUGUGUUGAAGUUGGGCGGAUUGCUAACACCUACAAUCUGACAGAAGUGGAUAAAUAUGUUAACAGUUUUGUCUUGAAGAAUUUUCCUGCAUUGCUGAGCACUGGGGAGUUUUUGAAACUCCCUUUUGAGCGUCUUGCCUUUGUGCUUUCCAGUAAUAGCCUUAAGCAUUGCACUGAACUUGAGCUCUUUAAGGCUACCUGUCGCUGGCUUCGCCUGGAAGAGCCUCGGAUGGACUUUGCUGCAAAAUUGAUGAAGAACAUACGAUUUCCACUGAUGACACCGCAGGAGCUCAUUAAUUAUGUGCAAACAGUAGAUUUCAUGAGAACUGACAAUACUUGUGUGAAUUUGCUUUUGGAAGCCAGCAAUUAUCAAAUGAUGCCAUAUAUGCAGCCAGUUAUGCAGUCAGACAGGACUGCCAUUCGGUCUGACACCACUCAUUUGGUUACACUGGGAGGAGUGCUGAGGCAGCAGCUGGUUGUCAGUAAGGAAUUGCGCAUGUAUGAUGAAAAGGCCCAUGAAUGGAAAUCCUUGGCCCCAAUGGAUGCCCCAAGGUACCAGCACGGCAUUGCCGUCAUCGGAAAUUUCCUCUAUGUUGUCGGUGGACAGAGUAAUUAUGACACAAAAGGAAAAACAGCAGUCGAUACAGUCUUCAGAUUCGAUCCUCGAUACAAUAAAUGGAUGCAAGUGGCAUCUUUAAAUGAGAAGCGCACCUUCUUCCACCUAAGUGCCCUCAAAGGAUAUCUGUAUGCAGUCGGUGGGCGAAAUGCAGCUGGUGAACUGCCGACAGUAGAAUGUUACAAUCCGAGAACAAAUGAAUGGACCUAUGUUGCCAAAAUGAGUGAGCCCCACUAUGGCCAUGCUGGAACUGUGUAUGGAGGAGUGAUGUAUAUUUCAGGAGGAAUUACUCAUGACACUUUCCAAAAGGAGCUCAUGUGCUUUGACCCUGAUACUGACAAAUGGAUCCAGAAGGCACCAAUGACCACCGUCAGAGGUCUGCACUGCAUGUGCACAGUUGGAGAGAGGCUCUAUGUCAUUGGUGGCAAUCACUUCAGGGGAACGAGUGAUUAUGAUGAUGUCCUAAGCUGUGAAUACUAUUCACCUAUCCUUGACCAGUGGACCCCAAUUGCUGCCAUGUUAAGAGGGCAGAGUGAUGUUGGGGUUGCCGUCUUUGAAAAUAAAAUCUAUGUGGUCGGUGGGUAUUCUUGGAAUAACCGUUGUAUGGUAGAGAUAGUGCAGAAAUAUGAUCCAGAUAAAGAUGAAUGGCAUAAGGUUUUUGACCUCCCAGAGUCCCUUGGUGGCAUUCGAGCUUGCACACUCACAGUUUUUCCACCUGAAGAAACCACACCAUCACCUUCUCGAGAGUCCCCACUUUCUGCACCUUAGGAUCAUCUCUACAACUAAGAUGCUGUAGUCCUAUCUUUGCAAUGUGUCAUUCUCUUCUUUUUCCCCCCUUAAGUAGAAUAUAUGUUAGGAUUAGCCUCCAGUAAUUGAUACAGAUAUUGGAAAAAAGAUGACAUUGAUGUUAUUUGUGCUGUUCGUUUGGCCUAGAAUGUUUAUAAAGUGGUAACACAACCAUUCUGGAAAUAUAUCCCAUAGAAGCUGAUGUUUAACAUAAAAA